GUUACAGCCACUACCUCAAAUAAAGUCGAUGAAGAUUCCCAAUCAGAGAAGGCCUCUCAGUCAUCAUUCAUAUCCAGAAUUAACACAACACGAAGGAGGAUGAUAUCCUCGACGACUGAGUACUGGGAAUCAACAAAGGAACGCCUAAGGAAGAACCCCAUUCUCAUCUGGAUUCCGUUGCUGCUGCUCCUCCUUUUAUUGGCUCUUGUGGCUUACUGGUGGCUGUUGCAGUCCCGUGCCAAGACAGGUGAUGCUACUGAUCCCAAAGAAACUGAUGGAACCUCAUUCCUGACACUUCUUGUGACUUCUGUCUCUGAUAUGACCCGUUCAUCAUUAUCUGGCAUCUCUUGGGGUCUUGGCCUUGCUUGGCUGUCCCUCGUAGACAUGUGUGAAUGGAUUGGAUCUGCAUUUGUUGCUGGUGUAUCUGCUGCUUGGGUAUCAGUUUCAGGCAUGUUCACAUGGCUUGGGUCUGUGACGUAUGCCUGCCUUGCUUAUGCAUUAGACUGGCUGUAUAUUGUGUUAGGGUUCCUGCAGUAUAUAGGCCUAGCCAUCCUAAGUUUCUUUACUUCUGGUGUCUCUUAUCUCUCUGCCCUCUUCCUUCCUGUGAAUGAUACCAAUAACAAUGUGGAUGAAGCCCAAACCAUCACUGAAGAUGUCCAAUCAUGGAGCGUAGUUGGCUGGGUCUCGAGCAUCGUCUCCAAGGAAAGUUUCUCUCAGUUGUAUGCAAGUGCUUCUGAAAUAACCCAAACCUCUGGAAAUUGGUUGUGGAAUAGCUGGCUGUGGCUUAUUGUGACCCUCGGAGAAGCCCUUACCUCCGCUGCUUCUUAUGCCCAGUGGCUCCUCUUCAGCUUCUUUUCUCUUGUUGUCUACCUGUUAACGGGACUGUGGAAUCUUCUGGUAUACUUAUUCCUUGGUCUGAUUGGCCUCUUUACAUCUGCCGCAUCGUCAGUCUCAUAUGCUGCUGUUACGACAUCUUCAGCUGUGACCAACGGUGCCAAGCUGAUUGUUCUACCUUUUUAUGGAUCUUCUGAAUCAACAAAGGAAACCACCAGUAAAACCAUUGUCACAACUCCAAAAGUGGAACAGAAUGUCAAUUUGAACAAUCCCUCGGUUGUGGAAAUUGUAGACCGAGUAUUGGGAAGCGAGGAGUUGAAAACCCUCAUUGCAGCUGUGGCAUCAGAGAGUUCCACUAAGGGGCAGUUGACUAUGGAUGAUGUAUCAAAUCUUGUGAAGUCUGUUGUUGAAGGAGAACUUAACACAUUCAAAGAGGAGACGUCUGCCUUGCGAGAUGAGGUGGGCUCAAAGAUUUCAAUAACAGAGGACACCAACAACUACAUCUUGUCUAUGCAGGCGCAUCAAGAACACCUUAUCAAGCAAUUGGAUGAGUUGGGCACAAGACUAAUCAAGAUGGAAGGAUCUAAUGAGGAAAAUCAGAAACUAUCAGCAGAACAGCGUCAAGAGUAUGAAGACCAGUUGACAGGUCUCAAGAAAGAGAUAGACCUGCUUGGCACCCAUCUCAACAAAUUACAAACAGACCACACCAACCUUGCCACUGAAGUUAAGAGCUGUUGCAAAAAUAGCAGUCUGACAUUAGCUGAUGUAGAGAGACAUGUCACCACUCUACUUGGGGACAUCCUAGGCCUUCCAGCAUCCUCUCAAGAUGAAGGAGCAGAAGAUGGAGUGAAUACCUGGAGUGCUGGAGAGAUGGGUGCAUGGCUCAAGAGCUAUUUUGUCGCCAAGGAUGAGCUGGAAACCAGACUCAAUUUGCUAACAGCAUCAAUGCAGAUGAAACCAGUGGAAGGCGAGACUGAUACAGACAAAGCUUCAGCAGUUUUGAUACAGCAGACGAUAGCACAGACCACACAGAUGGUAAUGGACACGGUUUUAGAAAAAUUACGAGCAGAGAUCCAUAAGCAGCAUUCUGAAUUCUCAGAACAGUCACAGCAGCAGGUAGCUGACCAAGUCAAUCUCCAGAUGCAGGCAGCAGCUGAGGUCCUGGGAACACAGAUUACAGAUCAAUUACAACAUCGUUUUGAGACCACAAAGGUACAGAUAACAGACCAAGUGAACAUUGCUGUAGAUUCAGCAGUCAAGGAUGCCGUACCCAAGUCUGUUGCCUCAGUUGUACCUGAUGUUGUAGCAAAAGCAGCACCUGAUAUGGUUGCAGCAGUUGUUCCUGACAUUGUUGCAAAAGCUGUUCCAGGUGCAGUUGACUCUGCAGUAAAGAUUGCAGUUGCAGAGGCUGUACCAGAAGCUGUAGAAAUGAAAGUGUCUAGUGCUGUAUCAUCUGCUGUACGAGAUGCAGUUGCUGAAUCUGUUCCUGAAGCUGUGGCUAAAGCUGUACCAGGAGCUGUAUCAGAAGCUCUACCAGAUGCUGUCAAUGAGGCAGUCAACGCAGCUGUUCCUGAGGCAGUAUCAGCAGCAGUCCCAGAAGCUGUUGCCUCUGCUGCACCAGAAGUGGUAGCCUCGCUCCUGCCAUCAGCUGUACAGGCUGCAGUAAAUGAGACAGUGUCAUCAGCAAUUCCUGCUGCAGUGGAAAUGAUUGUAAAUAAGGCAGGUGAUCAAGACUUAAAGCAGAGUGGAGGUGACAACAUUGCCAUUAUGGGAGUCUCCUCUGCAACAGACAGUAGUGAAGAAGGGAAAGUAUCUGCUACAGUCAACAUUUCUCAGAAUCUUAACAAUGGAUCAAACUUUUCAUUCGUACCAUCUGGCAGUGCGUUCUCAGCAGGGUUAAAUGAAUCUGCUGUAAUACAGAUUGUUAAAGAUGCACUCAUGAAAUAUGAUGCAGACAAGACUGGAAUGGUGGAUCAUGCCCUAGAAACUGCUGGAGGAAAUAUUAUAUCAACACGCUGCACAGAGAGUUACCAGGUACACCAGGCUGAAGUGAGCAUUCUUGGAUUCCCUGUAUACCGCUAUUCAACAAACACCCCUCGCACCAUCAUCCAGCCGGGCCGCAUGCCUGGUCAGUGCUGGGCAUUCAAGGGAUCUCAGGGCUACAUUGUAAUUCAGCUGGCUGGAUCUGUCCGACCAACUGGAUUUAGCUUGGAACACAUACCCAAAUCUCUGUCACCCACGGGGGAAAUUGAUUCUGCCCCACGCGAGUUCGAGGUAUGGGGCCUGCAGCAAGAGAGUGAUGAAGGAGUUUAUCUUGGAAGCUAUGAGUAUAACCAGAAUGGAGAUCCACUUCAAUACUUCCCAGUUACUGAAGAGAAUGCCCAAUAUUUCCCAAUGAUUGAGGUCAAGAUUAAUAGUAAUCACGGGAAUUUGCAGUACACCUGCAUUUACAGAUUUAGGGUUCAUGGUUUGCGGUAUGUUUAAAUGAUGUACCGUUGAUCUCAAGUGCUAUUAACUUAGAUGUGACUGUGGCCUUAGAUUCAACAACUCCAUUUGCAUAUCUGGAUGAGUCAUACUAUCCUAUUUUGUCAAAUACUGCCAAUCUCCUGUCCACUGAUUUUUAUUUUAAAUUUUUUGUAUAGAUUGCUUGACUGAAAUUCAGAAUCCCAAAGCCAUAUGUGCUUUUAAGAAGUUGGAUGUAUUGUAAAGACAUCAGUACCUGUUGUUGCCAGGGUAGUGAAUCCCUUGGUGAAUAUGAAAGUGUGAUAGUGUUUUCUUUUAAUUUCUUUAUUGUACAGUAAGACUGGACUGCAAGCUUUAUAUUCUUGUACAUUGUACAGCACAUUUCCUCUGGAAUGAAAAAUUGAUCUCUUGUAUGUAUAUUUCAUUCUAUCAUUGAAGAAAUACAAAAUUGAUGUGCAAGUUGCUAAGUUUAUUUUAAGCUACAUGAUGGUAAUACUUUCUCAGCUAACUCUUGAUUUACAUCAUUGACUAAUUAAAAACUCCCCUUCCCUAGAUAUUGCAAUUGUUAUAAAUUUGGUCACCUUUCAGAAUUAUUUUCUUUGUAUUCAUACUGCAGUAUAUUUAAGAAUUUGAGUCAUUAGUUUUUGUUUUAACUGUACUGUAUAGAAAAAUAUUCCCUUAUUUUAAGAUUCCAAUACAUCAACAAAGAAAGGUCAUAUUGGUUCACUUACAAAAUAAUCAAGAACUUCACAUUUUUGUAAGUCUGAGUGUUGUAUUGUUUUGGGAUAUUUUUGAAUGUCUGUAGAAAAUAACUUCAUGUUUGUUGACUGUUUGUAUAUAAGUAUGAGAGAAAGAGAGAGAGUGAGAGAGUGAGCGAGCAAGUGGGUGAGUGAAUUUCCAGUUCAGGUCUGCAUUUGCACAACUUUGUGCUGCAAAAUGCAUAUGAAGCAAAUGUAUUUUUUUUUAAUCUGGUUAAAGGAAAACAAAGCAUUGGUGCUGAACAUAGCCUUCCCAGCCCAAAGAUGUAUCAUUUAAUUUAUAGGGUGGCCUGUUACCUGCCACUGGUUGGUCAUGAAGUUAUCUGUACCUGUAAAAGGUAUUGUAUUUGUUGCAGAAUGGAAGUUUUAAGGUUUAUUCUUCCAUGAUGAAUUAGUCCACAAUUUCACUUCAAAAAUCAGUGGAGGCUAUGAUAUGGUUGUCAAGAGUUCACUCUAAUGUUGCCAAAGGUUGCUUAAGAUUGUGCCAUUCACAAGUAAUGAAGUUUACUCCGUGCCUGUUUUAGAGGCUUAGAUGAACUAGUAAUUUGAUUAGUCAAAUUGAAACAUUCAAACAACCCAAAGAUGUGUAGGGCCUGAUACUGCACAUGUAUUUUUAACAUGAGGUACAAAGAGGAACAAUGUUAGUAUUUGUAUGUAGAUGUAUGUACUUAUUUUGUACAGGUCUUGGACAUAAACUUUAUAAGAAAAAUUUUGUACAUUUAUGAAAAGACACAAAAACAGGAUAUAUUAUAUAUAUGUAUGGGAGAAUAACUGUUGGCUCGAGCCUGGUCUGCAAAUCUUCAUUUUCAUGCUUCCAGGGUGUUAUUUUUCUUUUCUUUUUUCUUUUAUUUUCUCUUAUUUUGCUAGUCUCCAUUCUUGAUCAGCCAGAAGAAACUAAUAAAAUAUUAACACAUUUUA
Messenger RNA from Penaeus vannamei (Pacific white shrimp), 4973 nucleotides. The record is from RefSeq and is a predicted model, not a curated record. NCBI's taxonomy places the organism in Eukaryota, Metazoa, Arthropoda, Malacostraca, Decapoda, Penaeidae.